CCGGUGAAUUCGUUCAUUGACGACGCGACAUACAUGCCAUUCACCUGAAUAUCUUCAAGUCGGUUGGGUUGCUCGUUCUUUCACCGGUGACACUUUGUCCUUUCAACAGUCUGCCAGUUUUUUCGAAUAAGCAAGCAAACAAACGCGCUGGCUCGACCCCUGGCCUUCAUCAACUUGCUUAAGGGUUGACCAGCGACAACACAAUGAAGGUCUCAACUUCUUCUCUCCUGCUGGCGGCCAGCACCCUACUAGGCACAGCGCUCUCACACAAUAUUCAACUUGCCGCACAUGGCCGAGAAUGCUUUCACGAAAUGCUUCACAAGGAUGAUAAGAUGACGGUUACAUUCCAAGUUGGUGACAGAGAAUUUGGUAGUGCAGGCAACUUACAUGUCGACUUUUGGAUCCAGAACCCCUCAGGAGGCUACGAGACACACGAAAGAUCUGUUUCGAAUGGAGAUCAUUCCUUCACUGCUCAGCACGAUGGAAAGUUCGUAUACUGCUUCAGCAAUGAGCACUGGUCAGCAUCAAGCAAGGAUGUGUCAUUCAAUGUCCACGGCAUUGUCUACGUUCCAGAAGCCGAGGCUCCAUCAGAUCCUCUAGAGGCAGAAGUACGCCAAUUAUCCGAACUUCUUGCCCAAGUCAAGGAUGAGCAAUCUUAUAUCGUUGUCCGUGAACGAACCCACCGAAAUACUGCUGAAAGCACGAAUGCCCGAGUGAAGUGGUGGAGCAUUUUCCAGAUGGGCGUCCUGGCUGCCGAAGGUGUCUUCCAAGUCUGGUGGUUGAAGCGGUUCUUCGAGGUCAAGCGGGUUGUAUAGAAGGAAAUGCCAUACCCUGGCAUGUCAUAAUAAUGCGGCGCAAACAGCAUAAGGGAGCGACAGAUUUGGGAGUUGAUAUUAUGUACCACCAGUUUCGGAAGACAUCUGGGAUUUGCUUGUACUAUACCUACCACAAAAGCAACUUCCGUUUUCCGAAGAGUUCGAUCCAUCCUUAGGCAUUUCUCUGCCCAUAGAGCGAGAACUCAAAUACUUGCUGUGUCAUGGGUGUCCUGUUGAAAUACCAAUGUUUCUUUCCUCCUUAUUUUGCGAAAUCCAAAUACAUAUGUAUCCUCUCUGUCGAAUGUAUCCGGCAAACACAGAUUGUAUUGCAACUAUUCCCG
Molecule: messenger RNA, 1156 nt
Organism: Mollisia scopiformis
Lineage: Eukaryota; Fungi; Ascomycota; Leotiomycetes; Helotiales; Mollisiaceae
Exons: 4
Coding region: 204-815 (203 amino acids)
Biological process (GO): protein retention in ER lumen; endoplasmic reticulum to Golgi vesicle-mediated transport; intracellular protein transport
Cellular component (GO): endoplasmic reticulum-Golgi intermediate compartment; endoplasmic reticulum; COPII-coated ER to Golgi transport vesicle
Source: RefSeq, a predicted model, not a curated record